ACGCAAUUUCAUCACUAUUACUAACUAUACAUCAAUUGAUACUGAUAAAUGAUAAUAAGUCAGUAGCAUAGUUACACACUCUUCACUCACAACAAUAUGGACAUGGAUUCCACAGGUGGUUCUUCUUGUUGGCUUUAUGAUUAUGGCUAUGAUAUUUCUGUUGCUGCAGCUGAUUUCAUGGCUUCUGAUCACUCUGCCGCUUCUGUUUUCACUUGGAAUAUUCCUCAGUCUCAGUCUCAACCUCAGACUCAUAUCAUCAAGCCUCCUUCAUCCAAUAUCAGCUUGGAAAUGGAAUACUCACUGGACUCAACUGUACUGGAAAGUGGUCCUUCAAAUAAGCGCUUGGAAAUGGAAUACUCACUGGAUUCAACUGUACUGGAAAAUGGCCCUUCAAAGCGGUUAAGGACAGAAUCAUAUGCAUCUGGCUCCAAGGCAUGUCGCGAGAAAUUGCGCAGGGAUAAACUGAAUGACAAGUUUAUGGAAUUGAGUUCUGUCUUAGAGCCUGAUACACUGCUGCCCAAAACAGACAAAGUUACCUUAUUAAAUGAUGCGGUUCGUGUGGUUACACAAUUAAGAAAUGAAGCUGAGAGGCUGAAGGAAAGGAAUGAUGAAUUGCGCGAAAAAGUUAAAGAACUUAAGGCUGAGAAGAAUGAGCUUCGCGAUGAGAAAAAUAAGCUGAAGCUAGACAAAGAAAAGUUGGAACAGCAAGUGAAAUUAACAAGUGUACAUUCCAGCUUCCUCUCUAAUGCCAUGGCUGUUAAAGGACAAACUGCUAGUGCUAACCACAAGCUGAUGCCUUUCAUUGGUUAUCCUGGAAUUUCAAUGUGGCAGUUUAUGUCACCUGCUACAGUUGAUACAUCACAGGAUCAUCUGCUUCGACCUCCCGUUGCUUAAAGUGGUUAGCAGCAGCAUCCACUUCUUUAUUGUACAAAAAUGUUAUUCUAACAUCAAUUUGUGACACAAAAAUUCGACAACUUUUUAAAUGGUACAGUUCACACACGUGGUUAAUGAAGUGUUAGAUUUAGUUAAUAGAUAUAUCAGGUGUCGCAACUCGUGAACCAUUCAUUGAACUUCAUUAAUCAUGAUGUUGAAUGUGAUUAACCAUGUGUGUGAACUAUGUUGACCCUCUAAAAAGUUGACGAAUUUAUGUGUCGCGAAUUGUUGUUCAAAUGACAUUAGUGGUUAUUGUAUGUGUGCUUUUCUUUGUCCCUAUUGUUUGUUUUUUAAAUUCACAAGACUUAAAGUGUGCUUGGAACUGAUUGAUAUGAUAAAUUUGUGCUGCUACAAUACAAUCUUAAACUAAAUUCAGAAAAUGCUUUAUGUGA
Molecule: messenger RNA, 1325 nt
Organism: Trifolium pratense (red clover)
Lineage: Eukaryota; Viridiplantae; Streptophyta; Magnoliopsida; Fabales; Fabaceae
Product: transcription factor bHLH115-like
Exons: 6
Coding region: 97-894 (265 amino acids)
Biological process (GO): regulation of DNA-templated transcription; intracellular iron ion homeostasis
Molecular function (GO): DNA-binding transcription factor activity; protein dimerization activity
Source: RefSeq, a predicted model, not a curated record